CACUUUAUCAAAGAAUGAAAUAAGUGGUGAUUUUUAUUAUAUUUCAGUGAAAUAUAAAGUUGGGAAAUUCAAUUCCAUUAUCUGCCACAUAAUUUUGGCUCUAAGAAUAUUGAUUUAAAUUGCUGCUUUUCCAAUUUCUUUUAUUCAAUAUAUUGUAAAUAUGUAUUGUUAAUAUUCUAACAAUACACUGGGUAAUUAUUAACAAAAUCCGGUUAAGUUCCACAGCGUUGAAAAGUAGCAAGUAUUCAGACUGAGGGAACUUGAGAGCUGAACAGAUAUUUCUGACAUGAAGAAACUUUUGUUGAUUGAUGCUGAUUGUGGUGUUGAUGAUGCUCAAGCAAUUAUGAUGGCUCUUGCAAAUCCCAGUGUAGAAGUCCUGGGGAUUACUUGCACUUAUGGGAACAACCUGUUGGAAAAUACAUCAAGAAAUGUACUCCGUGUGCUGCAAGUUUGUAAUAAGCUUGAGAUUCCAGUUUAUCCUGGAGCUGCUGCUCCUCUACUUGGUGGACCUGUUAUAGGGGCACAGUUCCAUGGUGAAGAUGGAUUGGGCGAUGCUCCUGAUCCUAAUGCCCCAGGAACAGAACUUCUGCAGAAGGAAAAUGCUGUGACUGCAAUAUUAAGAAUAAUCAAUGGGCGGCCAGGUCAGGUAUCUCUGGUUGCUCUUGGUCCACUGACGAAUAUAGCAUUAGCAGUGAAAAUGGACCCAUCACUUCCCAAGAAACUUAAAAAUUUGUUCAUCAUGGGAGGAAAUACUGAAUCCAGAGGAAAUAUUAAAGUGUGUGGAGAAUUCAAUUUUGCAACUGAUCCUGAAGCUGCUUACAUUGUCUUAAAUGAGUAUACCUGCCCAAUGUAUAUUGCAGCCUGGGAGUUCACCUGUGCCUGCUCACUGCCCUGGGUAAGAGCGUUCUCUACUCUUUUGUCUAUACUGGGAAUUAGUUUCACUGAAUUCAAUGGGGUUUCAUGCUGGGUAGAUAGGUUAAUUAAACUAGGUUGCAUAGGCUCACUCUAUUCGCUUCUGGAAUGGCGCUGUGCUGCCUCCGCUGUGUAGGAAGGUCAUGCAGAGGAGCAGCUGAUUCCCAAAAAUCUACCAAAAAAGGUAAGUG
This is a messenger RNA of Thamnophis sirtalis, 1103 nucleotides long. NCBI's taxonomy places the organism in Eukaryota, Metazoa, Chordata, Lepidosauria, Squamata, Natricidae. The record is from RefSeq and is a predicted model, not a curated record.